UCGGUGAACCUGAUUACGGAGGAGGGUGAACUUGGACUUAUCGGAGCAAGUUUAGUCGGCGAUCGACUCACAGAACUAGGCGGAGGCCCACCAGAAGAAGAGACCGAAGCGACCUCCAGCUCCUCGCAGUCGGAAACGCCAUGGCUGAUGGGUGGAUUGCAUCUAUUUGAGACAGCACGAACACCCUACAACCUGUUCACGGGUGGUUUAACAGAAUUGAUGCAUCUCGCCUGGUCCGUGCCGAGACAGCCGAGUCGAAUUGCACAUGUGCGCCGUCUGCCGGUGGACUCACGUGUGUACACCAGCCUGGCGUCUGGCUUAAGCCUACGGUUGGACCAGCAAGGAGCAAUUACCGCCAAUUUGGCAUUCGCGGCCGACUUUAGCAUCUGGACACAGUCGGGCCGAGGUCUUGUUCGCAUGGAGGCGGCGGUGGCCACCGAGACACAACUUCAUCUGCUCAGCCCCACAAAGCUUAUUGACAGAAAUGACUCUGGCGCUGAGGCUAACUUCGAGACUGCCAUCCCAGUCGCUAUGAUCGGCCUGGGUGGUGAGAUUCGUCUCGAUCUUAUCCAGCAUUAUAUGUUGUCCCAAGGUGGUUGCACUUUUGUCAGCCGUCCACCUGAUUCACUCCGCUUACUGAGGUGGACAGGUCGAACUAAUAAGGAACUUGGAUCUCCACGUUGGGGCCAAAGACUACAAUCUUACUGGCCCGUCACUAAUACUGGAGUCUACUCGAUUGAAACUGAUCUACGCCUGCAACCCACGAGUUACAAUUUAGGCGAAUAUAAUUCUGCGGCAUGUCUGAAAAUGGACGUCGAUGCGGAAUGGUAG
Molecule: messenger RNA, 831 nt
Organism: Protopolystoma xenopodis
Lineage: Eukaryota; Metazoa; Platyhelminthes; Monogenea; Polystomatidea; Polystomatidae
Source: the annotation of a GenBank genome assembly